UAGUGUUGUAUCUCAUUUACACCUAUUACUUGCGCACUUCAACCUUUCUGCAGUGUAAAACUACUUGAGAUCAUGGCUUCCAAGGUUGCAUCAACCGCCCUUCUCCUUAUGCUCAACAUCCUUUUCUUCACUUUGGUCUCAUCUACCAUUUGCCCACCACCACCACCAUCAAAGUCACAUAAGCCACCACAUAAGCCACCACCAACACCACCGUCUACCGGUUGCCCUAUAGACACCCUUAAGCUGGGUGUUUGUGCCAACGUGCUGCAGAGCUUGCUCAACGUAACUUUGGGAACCGCAGCAUCGUCCUCUUGCUGCAGUCUCAUCCAAAAUCUGGUUGAUCUUGAUGCUGCUGUUUGCCUUUGCACUGCCAUCAAGGCCAAUAUCUUGGGCAUUAACCUCAACAUCCCUGUCUCCUUGAGUUUGCUAUUGAAUUAUUGCGGAAAGAACGUCCCAUCCGGCUACGAGUGUUCUCCACCACCACCACCACCAUCAUCACCACCAAAGUCGCCU
Molecule: messenger RNA, 513 nt
Organism: Telopea speciosissima
Lineage: Eukaryota; Viridiplantae; Streptophyta; Magnoliopsida; Proteales; Proteaceae
Product: 14 kDa proline-rich protein DC2.15-like
Exons: 2
Source: RefSeq, a predicted model, not a curated record